UGAGACAUUUCUUGCUCUUAAACUCGCUUGAAAUUGCAAUUAAGUCGCAUUAAAUGCUUGUUAUUGUUAUAUUUUAUUACAUUUCAAUAACUAAGGCUUUUAUUGUGAAGAGCAGCGGUGGGCGUUUCGUCACUGUGUCCAGCUUCACGUCGCCGGGAUCAAUAAAUGUAGCCUGUUAGCAGUAAAACCGCGAACAUGGAGGCAGGUAUUUGCUGUUAGCCGGAGCUGUUAGUGAUGCUGACAAACUGUGGCCGCGUUUCGCUAUGAGUUAAACCAGCCAACGACAGUGUGGUGAGAUUGCAUCAGUGCCUGGGUGAUGUCCGCCCAGCCGCCUCUGCAGCACUCCUGGGAGGAUCCGGCAGCCUGCUAACAGCCCGGCUAGCUGAUGCUGAUGACUGGCUGUUUCCUGACAUUGAUUUGCAGAGGGAGGCACCAUGGCCGGUAAGGUGAAGUGGGUGACAGAUAUCGAGAAAUCAGUGCUCAUCAACAACUUUGAGAAGAGGGAAUGGGUUCAAGUCACAGAAAACGACGACUGGAAUUUCUACUGGAUGAGCAUCCAGACCAUCAGAACUGUGUUCAGCGUGGACACUGGCUACCGCCUGUCAGAUGAGCAGAUGGUUAACCACUUCCCAAACCACUACGAGCUGACCAGGAAGGACCUGAUGAUCAAGAACAUCAAACGCUACCGCAAGGAGCUGGAGAAGGAGAGCAGUCCGUUGGCAGAGAAGGACGAAAACGGGAAAUACAUAUAUUUAGAUUUCGUCCCUGUGACGUUCAUGCUGCCCGCCGAUUAUAACCUGUUUGUGGAGGAGUUCCGCAAGAACCCGUCCAGCACUUGGAUCAUGAAGCCCUGCGGGAAGGCUCAGGGCAAAGGCAUCUUCCUCAUCAACAAACUGUCCCAGAUCAAAAAGUGGUCCAGAGACAGCCGCACCUCCACGUUCGUAGCAGCAUCAAGCGGCAAGGAGGCGUACGUCAUCUCCCUGUACAUCGACAAUCCUCUGCUGAUAGGAGGGAAGAAGUUUGACCUGCGUCUCUACGUUCUGGUGACAACAUAUCGGCCUCUGAAAUGCUACAUGUACAAGCUCGGCUUCUGCAGGUUCUGCACAGUCAAGUACACUCCGAGCACCAGUGAGCUGGACAACAUGUUUGUUCACCUCACCAACGUGGCCAUCCAAAAACACGGGGAUGACUACAACCACGUCCACGGAGGCAAGUGGACAGUCAGUAACCUCCGUUUGUACCUAGAGAGCACCAGAGGGAAGGAGGUGACCAGCCGACUGUUUGACCAGAUCCACUGGAUCGUGGUGCAGUCUCUGAAGGCCGUGGCUCCUGUGAUGAACAAUGACAAGCACUGUUUUGAGUGUUACGGGUAUGACAUCAUUAUCGAUGACAAGCUCAAGCCAUGGCUUAUCGAGGUCAACGCUUCUCCCUCGCUGACCUCCAGCACAGCCAACGACCGCAUCCUAAAGUACAACCUCAUCAACGACACCCUCAACAUUGUCACGCCUAACGGGGACAUCCCAGACUGCCGUUGGAAUCGCAGCCCACCCCGAGAGGCCCUGGGCAACUACCAAGUCCUGUACGACGAGGAGCAGGCGCAGAGCGAGAACGCCGAGCGUGACCUGCGGAGCCGCUCGGGUCAAUCCCUAGGGUCGAAGGGCACCAAGGGGAGUGCAGGCGUUCGACCCGUUGCCGCCACCUGGAAGUGAGGUGAUAUUUGUUAACUCUGAAUGACUUCCUGUACGUUAUAGCAGGGUCCAGUAGAGGGACACGGGAUUAAAAAAAAAGACUUUUUUGUAGCCCAACUAUUCGCUCCCUGUCUCCACUUUUCACCGACUGAGCUGUCAGGAGGCAACAAUGCCUGUCUGGAGGGGAGGAAAAUCAACAAUGUGGUCGUAUUUGGAGAGUUUAAAAGCCGGAGUUUAAAGGCCGGAGUUUGUUGGCGUUUGUAUGAAUGAGUAACUAAUAAUGACAACAUUAUGUUUGCCAUGGUAUGUUGGUGGGGUCAAUGUGUCAGCGACAGAGAAACAGCAGCUCCCGCCUCAGACGAAGCUCCCUGUAAAGAUAAAGCAAAAAGAUAACUUAAUGACAGGAAGAAAAAAAGUGGAUGAUUCAAAAAGAAGAUUCCUCUCCACCGAUGGAAGCUGCAGGUGGUAAAACGGCAACAAGACAAACGAAAAGAACGUGAGAUUAAAAUCCAAUGUGAAGAAAGAGGAUUGCAACAACCUGAACUAUGCAUGAUUACCGAGUCCCGACACUUUAACUUGAGCCACCGCACAGGCGAUAAAAAGGAGCUCUGUGAGAUCAAGUGGUUUGGAAAAUAAGGGAUGAAGAAUCCAUAAAAGGGUAUAAAGAUAUAAUAUACUGAGAGUUAACAGUACGAGAUGUGUAUAAACCCCAAGAUGGACUUUAAUAAUGUUUUUUAUAGGUUUAUUAUCAGUAUGCAUUUACAGGGUGGGUGUCAUUAAGAUUGUAUUCCGUGCUUAACCCUAUUGCACUUUAUUUUUGCUUGAAUAUUAAAUAGAUAUGUUGCAUUAUAAGUUGUCAUAUCUGCUGCACAUCUAAAAUGUUAAUAUAUGUCGGGGAAUGUAUGCAUUCUUAGCUGUCAGCUGUUUAUGUCCUGCAUCUACUGCAAUAUUGAAACAUGACGGAAAACAUUCACCUUUUUCAUACACAUAAUGUUAUUGUUAUUAGUAUUAUUAUUAGUAUUAUUUUCAGUAUUAUACAUUGUGGUAUUUUAGAACAAAAUUUCUGAUGAAAAAGCUUUAGAGCCUUUUGGAAAGAAUGUAUCAUUUAAAGGGAGUGUUCACCCCAAAAUCAAAAAUACAUAUUUUCCCUCUUACCUUUAGUAAAUAGCGGGGCUGGACUCGAAAAUUCGGCUGUUUGAAUAUUUGUUAAUUGGGUCGGUACACUGUUUUUGAUUUAGGCAUUCAGAUAUUCUUCCUUUUUUUUAAUUUGCAGAGGGAGAAAUCCAUUUUGAUUUUUGUGAGAAAAAAUUGAAUAUAUCAGAGAUGUAACAUUUGUUGGAGAUGGUUUGCUUUGCUCAUGUUUCACAGGACUUUGUCAGGUUAUUAUGAGUAGUUUGUAGGACAAGAGAAAAAGCCCUAGUUUAUAGUUCCAACAUGAAACUGUUCACAAUAAGUUUUGUGGAUAAUCUUGAGUAACUGGUUAAUGAUUUCUGGAAAGACACAUUGUUGAUGAGUUUAUCAAAUGUAGUUUUUUGAU
This is a messenger RNA of Plectropomus leopardus (leopard coralgrouper), 3225 nucleotides long. It is a transcript of the gene ttll1, whose product is annotated as tubulin tyrosine ligase-like family, member 1. Gene Ontology annotation, biological process: microtubule cytoskeleton organization; protein polyglutamylation. Gene Ontology annotation, molecular function: tubulin-glutamic acid ligase activity; tubulin binding. NCBI's taxonomy places the organism in Eukaryota, Metazoa, Chordata, Actinopteri, Perciformes, Serranidae. Gene Ontology annotation, cellular component: ciliary basal body. The record is from RefSeq and is a predicted model, not a curated record.